AUUGAUGGGCAUGAUUUAGAAAUCUGAACACGAGCUGACGUCUUUUAGCUCUCAUACCCACACUAGAAGCGUCACAAGUCUGUUAUAAAUUCUAAAAACCAUCUACAACAACACAUUGUGUGAUAUAUCCAAAGACCAAGGACAAUGAAGAUCCAAAUAACUGUAUUUGUAUUGUGUUUAUUAUCUAUAACAAAUGCUUAUUCUUACAAAAGGAGAAAAAACUGUGUGAAACGACGUUUGCCAUAUCCUCCAACGUACCACUAUUAUAGACCGCAGUUUCCUCCACUUCGUCCAAUGCCACAGCCACAGUGGCCGAUAUGGAACGUACCUGCUCCAACCCCUGUGGAUAUGAGGUUUUAUGAGGUUGUAGGGCAACCGAUAAGAGGCGACAUAGGACAGACACUUCCUGUGUUUCCGCAACCACAGCCUCCCAUAGACACUAAACCAAUCGUCCCGGAUAAUUCCGGACCUGUCAUUGUAAAUCCAGUAAAACCAGUAAUUGAAGAUUCCGGACCCCUCCGAGGAGACAUAGCACCUACCCGUGACACCAUGCCACCUGCUGGGAUCGGUAAACCUUGCAAUGCUUUGAGUAAUAACUGUGCUAUGGGGGAAGUCUGCAUGUACGUUGACCAGUCUGUGGGAAAUAGCUUCGUAUGUCCAUCUGCUGCUGCAGUUUCAUGUACUUGUCAACCAGGGUGUCGGCAUGGGGACCUUUUUAUUUCACUUGGUAACACGGUGACGGUGGACCAGUGUGGCAGCAAGUGUUCUUGCAUGUCUUUAUACGGAGCAGUCAGUUGUGAGAAAAAAAAUUGCUAGGUCAAACCCCAAGCAUUACAUUUAUGGAUCAAGAGAAAGCCAAAGACUUUUCUACAAGGUUUAUGAAAUUGUCAUUAUUUAACGUAUUUAAUAAAUUAUGUCUAAUA
This is a messenger RNA of Ostrea edulis (European flat oyster), 923 nucleotides long. RefSeq lists its product as uncharacterized. The transcript has 4 exons. The coding region runs from base 145 to 816 and encodes 223 amino acids. The record is from RefSeq and is a predicted model, not a curated record. NCBI's taxonomy places the organism in Eukaryota, Metazoa, Mollusca, Bivalvia, Ostreida, Ostreidae.